This is a messenger RNA of Xyrichtys novacula (pearly razorfish), 24570 nucleotides long. NCBI's taxonomy places the organism in Eukaryota, Metazoa, Chordata, Actinopteri, Labriformes, Labridae. The record is from the annotation of a GenBank genome assembly.
GUCUGUUUGUGAAUGACGUCAAGAGCGUAAAACAAGAUGGCGCCGUCUUAAGCUUUAAUUGAUGUUAAUGACUUCAUCGACGUGAAAGUCUGCCUCUUUUGAGGCCCUAGGCUUGAAUUACGGCUCUUCUGCAUCAGGACAAUCUUCACUCUCGUGUUAGGGUGUUGUGGGCGUAGCUGAACGCCUCAGAAUAGCCUGUGGGUGUCGCUUCCCUCCUCCGAGCCUCCGGUGACAGCCGGGGUGACGAGCCGCUGACAGGAUGGACAGUGGAGAGUUCAUACCCUCCAUGGACAACAUGGACACGACUCUAGCGGAGUUAGGGGACGAGUUUACACUGGGAGACAUAGACGGUGAGUAUCUGUUAUAAGUCUAAUGGUGGUCGGUGUUUCUGUUUCAUCACUCAGUGUUUGUUUCCGCUCAGUCUGACACCCCCCGGACACGCUCUUCAUGCUGAGGGGAAAACCUCAUUAGCUUUGUUUAUGACUCAUACUAACACUGACCAGGACUUACAGAGUUAAUGUUUUAAGUUUCCACGACACAGCAGGUGGAGUGAUAUCAGGAGGUACAUUUUCAUGAGCUCCUAUUACUUUGUCAAAGAUAAAAUGCAAGUGUUUUGCCAGUGUGAGCACUCUUUAAUUUGACAAGAAAAAAUCAACAUCUCUAUUUAACUUAAAGGUCCUGUGAGGAGUUUUUAGCUGAUCAUGAAAGAGACUGAUUUAAAAAAAAAAAAAAAAAAAAGAUUCCUCUUCAUAAGCUCCAAAAAUAGACAAUUUCUGUUGUUUUCUGUUGUUAAUUUUAAUACGGUGUGUGUGUGUAAAUCAAUAUGACAUUACAGAGGUGGGGAUCUAUAAAUGAUUAUCAUAAAAAUGUAGUUAAAGUUAGUACAUUUUUUAAAAACAGCUGCAGUUAAAGUAAAUAGUGUUAAAUGUCAAAUAAUUAUAUUAUACAGUAAUAUUAAAGUACAAUGUUAUUACAAAGCCUUGUAUCUCAGUAAAGAGCAAAGCUUUAUUUGAGAAUUUAUUUGCCAAAUUAAUGUAUUUUUUCCACAUUCCAUUCUUGCCUAUUAUAUUCACUUUUAUAUUUUUGAUACCUGAAAAUGAAUCAUAAAAAAUAUAAGAGUAAUGAAACAAUACAAAAACUGAGCUGGACCUUAAAGCUCCUAUAAAGAGUUUCUAUCUGGCUAUGAAACUGAUUGAUACUAUUAUUUAUGACCCACAAAAGCAAAGGAAACAUCAGGGACAGGAUUGAUACUUUAUGUUUAGUUUAUUGAUAAAGUUUGAAAUACUGGAGGCGGAGGGUAGGUGUGAGUCAGAUUCAUUGAGCUGACACUCCUGAAACAGCCUUAUUUACAUGAUACAUGGAAAAUAUUCUUCAUGGGGGGUUCAUUUGAGUGAUAACAUGAGGCAAGGUAAGAUUGUUAGUGGAUAAUACAAGAAAUAGAAAACGUUACAGUUUUAUCUUGUAGAUAUUUUUGUCCAAAGUAAAAACUGCAUGUCAUAGACUCAGCACAGCACAAACAUGGAUCUAGACAGGAAAUAACAACAUGAGUAAGUGCAUCUUCAGGUCCAAUCAGACUCAUUCUGAGCCGUUCUUGAGACAAUGCACACGGUGCGUAGAAGCAUUUUUUAUUUACAUCAUCAAUACCCCGAAAACAUCAGCAUCAAAAUAAUAGCACCAAAAUAUGAAGUUCAAAGUAGCUGACAAAAAGCUGGAUCUGAUCCUUUCUCAACAGUAGAAAGGGGCUAUUUGGAUCAAAUGUAACUUGUUCCACCUCUGGGAAUUUACAGGACAAAACCUGUAACAGAGAUAAUAGAUCCUGUUUUGUUCACAGGGAGCACCAAAAACAAGACGAGCUAAAAGGCUCUCACUAAACUUUAAAUUCAAUUUCAGGUGUUGACUGUUUCUGAUAGGAAAUCUAUACUGUGGCAAUGUUUAAUAAGAACAACUUCUCAUCCAUCUUAUAAAUAGUUUGAGUGGUUGUAAUAUCAGUAUAUAAUUAUUGAACUACACAGGUGACUCAGUCCAGCAUGUUUACUAAAUCGUAAAGUUGUGCAAAAGUUUUGAGAGUAAUUAAAUAGUUUACUAUGAUACUCAAGCAAUGCAAAGCUGGCUGUUUGCUCAACGACUGCACAUGUGCCUAUAUUGAUUAUCAAGUAGCAUUACAAAACAUUAAAUUUACUUGAAGUUGAGUUUUUCAAGAUUGUGUUAUGUACAAUUUUCAUUUUAAACUUACCUUAAAAUGUUGCGUGCAGAGAUAAACAAGAAUACUAAAUAAGAUGUGCACAAAGGAAGGCAAUAUCUGCAAUCGAAGUUACUGAAAAAUAGAAGAUUUUAUUUUAAAAAGCUUUAAUGAGAAAAUAAGGGUAUGAGGUUGUAGGCAGGGUGUCAUCUUCCAUGGAGCAGAGGUGUCAUUUGCCAGGAAGCUGUGCAUCUUGGCAGUGUUGGGUGACACUUAACUGUUACUUACUCAUCAGUAGUGAAUACAGUAUUGCUGUGAGAUAAGGAUUAUUAGAUAAACUAUGUAGAAACUUACGUUUAGAUUGAUGCCAUCUAUGUCUGGAUUUUAGCAGUGUGCAAUUCACAAUCCCUGAAUUCUGUACAGGAAAUUGUAUAGAAUUUGGGGACCUCAUCAUCUACACUACAUACAAUCAUAAAGGAUACCAAAGAAUCAGGGAAAAUUUCUGUACAAAAAGGGACACGAUUAAAAACCAAAUGAAAGUUCAUCAAAAACAAACAUAACUCUGUAGUGGAACUCACUGCAGAGGCUCAGAAUCACACCCUAAAACUGCUGUAUGUGAACACAGUUUGUUGCUGCAUCCACAACAGGUCACAACUGUACUGAGGAAACCAUUUAUAAACAUGAAUCAGAAAUGCAGGCAACAUGACUCCCAUCAAAAAAAGACCUUAAAAUCUAAAUUAUUUUAUCUCAAACAUCUUUUUCAAAAGUAUGCUUUGAAUUCUUUGAAUUAAGUUAAUCAGAUAGAUCUCAUCUUUGUUUACAUCGAGUGCCUCCCUCUGCAGACUGGCCCUCGGUGAACAAACAGCAUCCUAGAUGCAAUGCCCCUCUUAUCAAAACAAGUCCUUGCUCUUGGCACACAGUGAAAGGAUACGGCUUUUAGUGGGGUGCCAGCCAAUGCAGAGUCACCAGAUUUCCAUUAGGGUGGAAUUUUACAGAAUGCUAAAUCACCAGACCGGACUGAUGGGGUCAGUGUUUGUCAGACAGGGUGGGACAAGGCGGGUAUCAUGGUUUAGCUGUAUCUGUUUUUCCACUGGCAAUGGUGGGCAGUGGGUUUCAAAUACUCAUGACUCCCUCAGUAAAGGCCAAGGUUGAUGGAACUGUCCACAGUCUUAUGUAACCAUACCGAGCUCAACCUGCUUCAAGUUUCAGGUGGGAAUUCUCUUUCUGAGGGGGCACCAGGUAGAGUGAUCAGGCAGCAGUAAAGCCCCCUGGCCACAGUUAUGUAAUGGUUUGUAAAAAAGGAAUGUACAGGUUUAAUGAGACAGCUGAGGGAUGACUGAUGAGUUCAGAGUCAGUCCAGACUUAAAUCUGCUUCACUCAGACUCUUAAAGCUCUCGGCUCAUAGAUGAAACCUUCUCAAAAUCUAGAGACUCCAAAUUGUAGGCAAUGUCUCUCCUUAAUGUGACAGAGAACUUUUGCUUUACAGAUGUUAAGAUCACCAAAGUAUUACCCAUUUUCUAGGCUAGACAUGGUUAGGUCUCCUGCUCUUUCGUUGAAGUUGCUAGUUAACUGUAGACCUCCAGAGAUAUAACAUAACCUUUGUUCUGCGGACAAGCCAUGUGCGCUUCAUUGAAUGUUAGGUUGCAGAGGCCCCUGUAAGGGCUCAUGGACCCGACCUUUUUUUUCUCCUUGCACAUUCUCUCUCUCCCAAUUACUCCCUUAGCAACAGCAGAUGAGGUUAUAUAACCUGUUUUUCUUUGUACUGAGCAGUCGAGGAAACUGUCCCCCUUUGAUGGAUCUACCCUUUGUGUAAGCUUGUCUGAGGCUCUGGGGGCCUCAGCGCGGCUUUGUCCUGUCUGUCAUGAACAGCCUGCCCCCUGUGGAGAUGUACAGUGCAAGUGCAAGGUCUAGUGUGUCAGCUUGUAUAAUAUGUGCCUGUACAUUUGUCUAGAAAAUGACAUGUUGGUGAAAAGCUUCAGAGCUAAAAAGACAGUUAAUGUUCUAAUGAACUGUGCCUUACAAUCCACAUGGUUUCAAAUUAAAGUUCAUGCGAAACGUCAAAAUUUUUUGGUUAAGUUCAGAAAUUGUUUUUUACUGCCACUGAUUACACCCUUCAAAUACUCCUUUAAUCUAUGCUCAAACAUUUAUAAAGUCCAGCUCUCUCAGACCCAAAUCCUGCAGCAGAUUCCUGCACCAGAAGCUCAUUUUAAACUCUAUUUUCCCCACUUCAAGACGUAGCCUGGGAAUAGAAAGCCAAGAUAAGUCUUUUGACUUGGUCAGAGAACAAGCACUGUCACAUGCAGCAAUUUUUAGAUGAAUAAAUUCAUUUAAAUAAGAGGCAAGCAAAUUCAGAAUUGCUUUGUAAACAAGUCUAUGGGUGAAAAGUGCAAAUGCAGGGCAGCCAGCUGGAGCAUGAAGGGAGCAAUGCUGAGUUAGGGACUUCAAAGAACCGCAAAGCUCUGUGGCAAACAAUAAACAGACUGAAGGAGAUUGUGCAUCACCAGAGUCACUCAGGGGCAUAAAAGAAAAAGUGUAUAUUUUAAAAAUAGAAGCCGCUAUAGUUUCUUUCUAAACUGCUAAAUAUAAAACUUAAAAGAUAAAAAAUCUUUACUGACGAUACAGACCCAAUCACAUCUUCUUAAGAUAAAGUGAUAUAUGUCAGGUUCGUGGCUUUGUCCACGAAUUUGUAGGCAUCAUAAAUUUUGUUUUAUCAGUAUUCAAAAUAAGUUUUAUUUAAAAAAAAAAAAAGUGUCUUGCACCCUCAUUUUGGAAGUGACAGAGAGCUGCUUAAUGUGUUAGAGCAGAGCAGUAAAUAAAGGCAUCAUCUGCACAAAGAGAAAAUUUGCGUCGGGGACAUUAUGACAAAUACUGUUAGGGUUUGAAAUCACAAUGGUCCCAGAACAGAACCCUGAGGCAUGCCAUGUAUAAUUAAAAGUGAUCCAAAGCUAAUGCCUUCUGCCUACACACAUUGUGAUCUGUUUUAUAAAUUAUGAUUUAACUAAUGGAAAGAUUGUCCACAACAAGUCGAUCAAAAGUGCUGCACAGUGUUCCCUAUUGUCAAAGAACUUAACAGAGUAAUGACAGCUGAUUUAAUACUCUCUCUCCUCUCAAAUCCUUUGUGAUAAUUGGAUAAAAAUGAUCAUUAUAAUCAUAAUGAUUACAAAUAUGCAAGUAAGUCAAAAUUAUAGUUUGAAAUGUGAAUAAUUUACAUUAAAUUCUAGUGCAGGCCAUGGCCAAUAAGCAUUGAAAUGUGAAGGCCAUGGCCCCUGACAAAUGCAGCCGGUGACUGGAUUUAAAGCUCCAGUGAGGAACUUUCAGUUUGUUUUGUGUUGGUACCCCCCUGUGGACAUGGUCAUCUUUCCUAAAUUUGACUAUGUUUAAGCAGUGCCUUCUGACAAAAAUAUCUCAUCUGUUUGAGUUUUAACAGUCAUAACUUUCAUUUAUUGUUGAUAUUUAAUAAGAAAAAUGUAAAAACAGCAGCUGCUCUGGUGACACAUUUUUGCUUUUAUAUAUCAGAAAAAAAGUCAAUUUCAAUUUAUUAAAAAAAAACCUUCACAGGAGCUUUAACUUCUACACGUACGUUAAUUUUCUCCUAGAAUUAAACCUCCUUUUCAGAAUAUUACGUUGUUCUCAUACUUGAGACUGUGCUUUGUCAUUUCACGCCUCUCUAAGCAGUGAACAGAUGUUAUCUGUGGCCGUCAGAUUGUCCGGUCUUGCUCUUUUGUCCAGUCUGACAAGUUCAAGGCUGCAGGCACUGUUCAUUGACUCUUUAUUGACCCUGACGGCUGCUGGGUUCAUGCAGUAUCAGUGAUGUAGAUCAACCAGGGUGAUCUUUUACCACAUGGCACAAGGCACAUGUUAGAUGUCUUUAAGUGCCAAAGUCCUGUGUGACACCAGGGUUUUCCACAGAAUUAGCUGCUUGCUGCUUUUGUAUCAAGAAGUUAAAGCGAAUAAGAGGACUGUGCACCAACUGAAUAUUAAAGAUAGCCCAUGGAGUUUUCUGGAGCAAAAGUUAUAUUAAGGUCAAGUGAAGUCUUCUUAAACAAACUUCUGUCUGUGCGUCUUUGCCCACCUCUUUCUUCGGAGUGUGAAUUGCAAAUAUCAAGAAUCUUGCAUGAAUCACUUCCCUAAUGCGGUAUCUCUUCCUCUCAAGGCCGAGUGUUUGAUAGGUAGUGUCACUUUUGAGUCUGUCUAAAACCUUCUUGCAGAUGUAGCAUCAGUUUUUAGUCCACAUUCAUCAUCAUUACAGUCCCAGCCAUCCAUCAGGUCUCUGCUGAAGUCUUUAUCUGGGUGCUGUUCUAUCUGCUUCCAUUGUCUCUCUGGGCCAUCAGUGAGAUUACAAAACAACUUUUUCAAGGCUAUCCUCACGAAGGUCUUUUGCUUUCAGUACAGUCUGUUUGCUGAUUUAUGGCCACAACAGUAGCAUGUGCCAAACCCAAGGCCGGUCCUGCGGUAUCUCGUGCCUCUCAAGGUUUAUCACUUAGGCGUAAGCGUGAGACAGCCUGAACACCUUAGGUUUAAUUUCUGAAGGCAGGUUCUCUCUCAAGGACUUUUAGGAGAGCAAUAUAACGAUAAUUACUUCCUGAUAGUAAUGAUGGGUGUAGACAAGGCUUGUGUGUAGAGGUUUUAGAGUAAAUGCCAAAAUUUGUCACAGGAUUUACAACUCAAAUGUUGCUUAACAGGUUUGACUACAUCAUUCAAAGUGAGACAGCGCUCUCACUGAUGCUGUAGAGUUAAAGUUAAUUGAUAUUUCCUGGCAUUUAGUAAGAAGAUUGAGAUUUUUUGAGUUUGAAUUCCUGAUAUUCCAGACUAACUUGAAUAUUCAUUUUUUCCUCCUUUUGCAGAGAUGCUACAGUUUGUCAGCAACCAGGUGGGGGACUUCCCAGACUUGUUCGAGGACCAGAUGGCCUCAGCCCAGAAUCCCGGUGCUGCUGCCCAACGACCAACACCUCAAACCCCCCAGACACCAGCCCCUGCGGCCUACCAGACCUCCAACAGUAGUCUCACCCCCACCCAGACACUUUGUCCCCAGUCUGUCCCCCUCACCCCUCCUCUCACCCCCGUACAGACCCCUUCCCCCAGUGCUGCUCCCUCAGGGCAGCAUCAGGUGACCCGCAGCCCGCCGCUCCUCCAGCCGAGGCCUCAGGUGGUGCAGCCCAUCCAGCCUCAGCCAACGGCUCAGCCCACCAUCCAGGUAUUCACCGUCUGACAAACCGUGCAAAUUUUAUGUAAUGGUAAAAAAAUAAACACUGAGAGCAACAGAUUAGUAGCAUCGCUGGGUAUGAAAGGGUAAUUCACAGAGGCAGAGUCUCUCAGAAGUAAAGAUGGGAACAGAUUCAUCCCUCUAUGAGUGACAGAAUGAGAAACAUGUUAAGUUAGUCCAUGAAAAUGUCCCUGAGAGUAAAAUUGUAAAGAAAACAAGGAUUUUAUCGUCUGCAGGACAUGACAUUGUUAAAAGAUUCAGAGAAAUGUAAAGAAAUUAUUUUAAAAAGACUCAAGUCCCCUAAUAAAAAGACAAUACUUUAUGGUUAUGAUCACCACAUUAAAACAGAAGUGACUCUGUGGUGGAACUCACUGCAUGGGCUCAAAAUGAUUUCAUCCCCGUAAAUAUCACUUCAACCACAAAUCCUGAUUAAAACAAUGGAAAGAGGAAACCAUAUAGAAACACAACCCAAGAAUGAUGAUGAGUGUCCUGCGGUCUGACAAAUCAGAAUUUGACCCUUUUUUUGGAAAUCAAGGACACUGUGUCGUCCACUUUCAAGAGGAGAGGGACCAACCUGAGGACAGUACAACAGCCAGCAUCUGUGAUGGUUCAAAGAUGCACAAGCGUCCCUGGUUUGGUUAGUUUACCCACCUGGGAAGACAACAUUGAUGCUGCAAUAAUGUAUUAAUGUAUUUUUGAGGGAAGACCUUUCGUAUUUCAGAGAGACAGUGCUAUUCUGUUGGCUAGUUUUUCUAUAAAAUAAGAGAAGAUGCAACUCCUGUAUGCUGAAUAUUCAUUUUUUUUUUUGUUUGUUUUGUUGAAGCUUGUAAAGUUUUGAUCUGUUCCUGCAUAUACUGUAACUGGGUGUGCAUUAGCUGUAUAACUGCAGCAGUGAUGAACUGCUGACGGGAUGUAGUUUUUUUAGUCCCUGGCUGCUUUUAAGGGUCCUGCUUCUCCAGCUGCAAUUUUAUUGUCUGUUGUGGAGAGUGUGGAUUCAUUUUCUGCUCUUGUCCUACCCAUUUAAAAAAAAAAAAAAAAAAGCUUCUGCUGACAGGAGAAACAUUCCAGGGCACCAACAGACUGUAAAAUAUAUUAUCCAGCACAGCGUCCCUGCAAACAGCAAUGCACAUCUCAGCAAAACUGAAGCCAGCAUGAACAAUAAAGUUGAAUAAAAAAGCCUUUUGUUGUUCGAAAACUCACUAAAACUUCCUCAUGUUCAAUCAAACUUAUGCCUAAGAGAAACUAGUUUAAGUGUUUCUUCUUUUACUUCACUGUAGAUGCACACCCAAGGGAUUCCUAUGCAGACCCAAAGCUUUCCAGGUCACACACUGGUCCAGACCCACAGCCAGACGCCCCUGCCCAUCCAGACUCAGGCGGCCCAGACUGUGAUGAUCACUUCCAGUGGUGGACGUCUGAUCCAGAACCCUGUUAUCUGCCACCAGAGCCCAGCUCCUAGUUUCCAAGGUAUCAAAUCAUCAAGUACAGGGCACAGAUUAGAUUUAAUAAAUUCAUUCUCUCAGUGGUGGCAAGUCAAAUGUUGUGGUUUGAAUUUGACUGACAAAUAACCCACGUCCUCUCUCUUGUUUCCAGUCAUCCAACCACAGAUGCAGAGCAUCAUGACAUCGCAGCAGCUCCAACCAGUGACCAUUCAGCACCAGCGUGUUCUGACCCCCAGCGGUCAGACCAUCCAGACCCUUUCCACAGCGCCAACAGUCCACACGGUGCAACAGCAGAUGCAGCAAGUGCCUGUAAGUAACACAGCUGUUGUGAGACAGACCUUGUAAAAAUAAAAAGACUCCAAUUAUUGCACAUUAGGCGCUGUGUCGACUGACACCUUUUUUUUGGUCUGGCAGCGCCUACUUUCUGUAGUUAUCAGAAUCCUCAGUGUAAAAUCGCCCCUGAGGCCAGUUGUUCUUUGUCCACGACACAGUAUUAACAAUCAUAUUAAAGAUUUUUUAUUCUCUAAAAUUUAGAACUUUUUUAAAGACUUAUUCGGAUACUUACAAUAAUGUGGUGCUGAGGUGCCAAAACAUUAGAGGCAAUUUAACAAGGUGAUCCCUUCCUCAUUUUGGUACAGGCAGCUGGCUGCUCACUGUAAACUAAAACUACAACUUCAAAACUUCAUUCUCAUAGCCCGAUUACCUUUUUUCUGGUAAUGUUAUUACUUUACUGCAACUUUAAAUUCAUAAUAAUAAGACUUUAUUUUUGUAAAAAUAUUUGUUUCUUUUUCAUUUUCAAAUCUUGAAAAAAAAGAUACAUUUAAAACAACAAAACUUUUGCAUAACAGCUACACUCAUCAAUGUCAGCGUUUGAUUACCGGCUAAUCAAAGUUAAGAGGAGAAGGGAUAUUUGAUAAAGUUGGUCAACAAUAAUGAUUGAGGUCUGCAUGGGAGAAACUACACUUGUUUUUUAAGCUACAAUUUCCCGGUCUAGAGCUGCUCAUAAUGCUAUGGACUGAUUUCUCUCUGUUGUUUUCGGGUUGAUUUUCUUUUUGUAAAAUAUCAUAGACUGAUAGUUGAUUUAAAGCACACAGAGCAUUUUAAAUCAGAACUACUGGUCACUUCAGGACAAAAAGAUUUACGAACCUAACAACAGUAAACAUUGGUGAUACGACCCCUUGACGGUCUUUUGGUCUCCUUGUGUUUGGUGUGUACCACUUUUUUAAGUUCUUUGUAACAAAAAUAAGAGUUUUUCUUUGACAUUUGAAUGUUUCUACCAUCAGGUUCUGGUCCAGCAGCCUCAGAUCCUGAAGACAGAUUCACUUGUUCUCACUACACUCAAACCAGAUGGCACUCAGGUGCUGUCUACUAUGCAGAGUCCAACAGGGAUCACCACCCUGACAACACCUAUACAGAACACAGCGCUGCAAGUCCCGGUAAACAGCUAGCACAUCAACUUUUGGUUGUUUGUCCGCCUUUUUUUCAGUCCAGCAGAGAACAAUGUUUGUACUUUGUAACCUCAGACACUGAUGAGCAGCAACAUCCUGACCACGGUCCCUGUCAUGAUGGGAGGAGGAGGAGACAAGCUGCCCAUCAAGCAGCUGCAGCCAGGCUCCUCUCACUGCACAAACGGAGCCAGAGCGAACAUGGAGCAAACUCAGAUGAUGGGAGGAAUGGUGGGUCCCGGAGGCGUGGUGAAGGAGGGUGAGAGGAGGACAACCCACAACAUCAUCGAGAAGCGGUAUCGGUCGUCCAUCAACGACAAGAUCAUAGAGCUCAGAGACCUGGUCAUGGGGAAUGAUGCAAAGGUCUGUGAUUUUUCUGAGGAGAGUUUAAUGAUAAAGAAGUUUGUCGUCUUUGAAAUAAGAUCCACAGAAGUUAGACCCCUUUAGUCAAGUGUUAUUAUUUUCUCUUUAUAGAUGCAUAAGUCAGGAGUCCUGCGAAAGGCCAUCGACUACAUCAAGUACCUGCAACAGGUCAACCACAAACUACGGCAGGAGAACUUGGCUCUAAAAAUGGCAAACCAGAAGAACAGUGAGUCUUUCUCUUCACUGACGUUCACUGACAGAUGCAGAUCUUUGUAAGUAUGAGGAACUAACACUUCUCUCUCUUUUGUUAAUCUCAGAGCCGGUGGUACUGUCUGAAGAUGUGGAGCUCAAACAAGAAAUAGUGAUGAUGUCGCCUCCAGCCUCAGACUCUGGUUCUGGUUCACCUCCACAGUUCUCUCCUUACUGUGUCGACUCAGAGCCAGGCAGCCCCUUACUGGAUCACGAGCAGGUAACACACAAACACAGGGCCAUGUACUCAGUCUGCAAAGGGAUAUAAAACACAGGCUUAAUCUUGAAAAACCACAUUUAUCUGUCUCUAUUGUUUAGUUUUUGUGAUCCACACUAUAUAAAAUCCAAGCUACACUUACAGCCAACUUUUGAGACGUGGUUUACCAGCAGUUCAGCUUUGAGUGUUGAAUAAUAAAGGCUAUAAUUAGACUUUUUGAAGUCUUUAUCUUACAUUUAGACUGGUCAGCUCAUUUGGAUUUAAUUCAAACUUAAGGGACUUCACUUUGUAUUAUUCUUAUUCAUGACCUGAAUUGUGUGACUAUUUUUACAAUUCCCUAAGGCUUAGCAGGUGAAACUCGUGGUGUAGGUUAAAUAAAAGACACGUCUGUGAAGUAGAUAUAACUUUGAAUCAUCAUGAACUCACUGUCUGUCUGUCUGUCUGUCUGUCUGUCUGCCCUGUUUCUCAGUUGAAGAGUGAGCCAGAUUCCCCCUCCUCCUCUGUCGGAGUCAUGGAUGGUUCCCGACUGCUUCUCUGUGCCCUGACCUUCUUCUGCCUGUCCUUAAACCCGCUGCCAUCUUUAUUGGGCUCUGAGGACUCAGGGAGCCCCAGCCUGUCUACUGGACAUGGAGCAUCUAGAUCUCUUUUCUCUCUCCCAAAUCACUCGCAGGACUUUGGUGAGUAGUGCCAAACCUUCCCUGUUCACAAGGGCUCAUUGUGUUUGAUGUUGCAGGACACAAUACUGUUUCAUGAUCUGACCCUACGUUUUUAAUAUCCCCUCCUCCUCCAGCGUCCUGGCUGCGGUGCCUGCUGCCGUGGGUGAUGGUGUGGGUGCUGAGCGGGGUGGGAGCAGUGUGGGGCUGUGUCAGGGUGCUGUACCUGUGGGAGCCUGUUACACCUCUGCACUCGCCCAAAUCGGUGUCAUUCUGGAGGCAUCGCAAACAAGCUGACCUGCAUCUCAACAGAGUGAGUCCAAAUCAGACCACGGAGGAGGAGGAGCCUUUGAGAAACAGAGAGGAAAACAGACUGCUAUCUGUGUGCUGAUUUCACAGCAUGGGAUUCAUGUGAAGGACAUCUAAAGGGGACAAAGAGUGAAGCAGCAUUUACAAAAGCUACAUAUAUCAUGAUAAAACUACCAGGGUUUUCAUGCACCAAACCUGCUUGCCCUAAAUUUCACUUUUUUGAUGUCUCAGUUCAACCUUUAGGUUCUCUGCCAGGUUUUAUUUUUAGCGUUUGUUCAAAUCUUAGUCACCACUUUCACCGCACGUCCCUUCAUCUUUCUUUCCAGUCUUCAGUCGCGUCUUUUUCACUCAAUAUUCUCCUGUCUUCUCUGCCCCACAGGGAGAUUACACGGCAGCUGCAGCCAGUUUGGAGACCUGCCUGUCCGUCUUGACCAGAGCUCUCCCUUCAACCAAUAUCGACCUGGUCUGCUCACUGUCCUGGAAUCUGAUUCGCUAUUUCUUGCAUCGUCCAACGCCCCUGGGCUGGCUGGUUCACCAGGUUCGGGGGAAACAUGAGGGGGAGGAGGCGAGGACAAGUGCGAGGGACGCUGCGCUGGUUUAUCACCGGCUGAGUCAGCUGCAGCUCACAGGUGAGUGUAAAUAACAUGAUGAGAGGAAAACUGCACCAGAGCUAAAUGAGUAACCACAAAAGUAUUCCUCUAACUCUGCACCCUGAAUUCACUUUGACUCUGCUGCCAAGAUUCACACACACACUGAUAGAGUUUCUGUUCCUCCUGCAGGAAAGCUGCCUCAGCGUAGCAGCCUGUGGGCUCUCUCUCUGUCCCUGAGUGCCGUCAACCUCAGUGAAAGCGCUCAAGGCAAGUUGGCCCCCGCUCAGCUCACACAGAUCUACGUCACUGCAGCAACAGCACUGCGCACCAUCCUGGGCCACCACCUCACCUGUCUACCUGUGAGUCACAUACUCUGUCGUCUGUCUGACACUGUUCUGUGUAAAGAUGUCUGUCAUUUGCAGCUUUUCUGAUUCUACAUCCCAGGGUUAUCUGUUGAGCUGUGCAGAGAGUGUGGCCAACCAAUCAGAGACCAAGCAGAUCCCUGACUGCCUGCGCUGGCUCUUCACCCCUUUGGGCAGGCAGUUCUUCCUGAGUUGUGAUUGGUCGGUGAAGUCAGAGAGCUCAGUCGGACUCUACACCUCUGAGAGAGACCCAGGUAGGUCAAAUAUCUAUCAGGAUCCUCCACCUCAGAAACUUAAAAGCUCUUGACCACAAAAACAUCCAAGAUAUAGAAUAUAAUUACAAGUCUUUGAUUAAUUUUGAGCUUUAUUUACCUAGAGGAACAUUGAAAUUUUAGUUUUUUAAUGGAUGAUCACACUUGGUUCAACAUUAUCUAUGCUGCUCAUAUUAAUUUUAGAUUAGGUGUGGAGCUCAAGCAAUGUCCAAGCAUGACCCAGUUUAAAAAGCGGGACAAAUACAUGGUAUUACCAGGUACAGUGAUGAAGAAGGGCUUUAACCAUUGGGUGUUUUCAUAAAUGGUUUAUGUACUUAUUUACUCUAUUUACGUUCUAUUUUUUGUAAAUAUAAUGUAAAUAUGCUGGAGACUGAUUGUUAAUUGAGUAGCGGAGAAGGGGUAGGUUAAAAAAAAGCACAGUGCUUCAUCCCACUGCUUUUCAGACAUGUUGGGCUCACAUUAUCAUUAUUAGUAUUUUUUAUUUUUAUUGUUUUGCUUUGGUCAUUGUUGUUUUAAAUUUUCUCAUUGGUUUUGUUUGUUUUCAGUUUACUUUCUGGUGUUGCACGCACGUGUUCGAAAAAAAUAAAUACAUAUAAAAAAUAAUAAAUAAACUGUGCUCAAAUUAUUAACUUAAUUUGCUUUUUAUGAGUAUUUUUUAGCUUAUUAUCUAUUUAUCAUGAUUUACCCAUUUAUGAAUACUGGACCUGGGUAAAUAUUUUUGUCAUUUAUGGUUUUGACAUAUUGAACAACAGUAAAGUGAGCCUCGAGCAACAUUCUGGUUUAUUUGCUGAAAGUAGGGCUGUCAGAAAACCACACAACUUCUGCAGGAUUGUUAAAGCCAAAAAUAUUCACAACAAGCAAUAUUCGGAUCGGUUUUGAAAACUUGGGUACAAACCAACACGAUCAAUCAAAUUGAAGAAAAACAAGACAAGGAUGGAGCGACGUGUAACGCUGUAAACUUUACUAGUAAACUCACUGAACUGUUCUCAUCCAUUUACAGUGAUGUUAAGGGUUUUCUUUAAUCUUCAUCACCAGAAACUUCUUUAGAGAAGAGACUACCAUAAACAACAGUCGUUAGUUAGUGAUGACGGUUUUAUUUUGACCUUUUUUUUACUGUCCUGUGUUCAGGCUGUUCUGACUUCUGUAAAAACAUGCUUUUAUUUUGAAAUGACAAACAUGCUACUUUUGGGAGUUUCCAGGAUGACAAACAGAAUAAAAAUUGGUUUUGAAGUUUGUGUAUAACUUGUGUGCUCAAACGCUGAAGAAUACAAUCACGGUUAAAGUGAAAACACGUUCCUAUCUUGACCUUUUCCAGCUGAUCCAAUCGCCCAGCUGCAUCGCUGUUUCUGCAGGAAGCUUCUAGAAAGAGCGGUUCACACUCUCAUCCAGCCACAGAGUGACUCUGAAGCAGGCAAACACAAGAACGACUCUGGGUAAGACAAGAGACGACUGAUGUUUUAACACUUUGAUGUGAAUUUAUUCAUUUACAGUGCAUCUGUAAACCUGGUCCCCUUUUCUCUGUCCGUGUCUCUGUCAGGGAGUUUUCCAGCGCUCUGGAGUUCCUCCAGUUAUUGAACAGCUGCACAGAGGACACUCCUACCCCUCCUCCUCUCUUCUCAACUCCUCCCAAUCACACCACCACUCCAGGUAUGAAUGAUGAGAUAACCCCUGACCAAUCACGAGACGGCAUGAAUCACAUCUCUGAGGGAAAAGACUGAAUCAUGAUCAUCUUUUAAUUUAGCGAAGAUUAACUAGAUCAACUGUCAACAUGAAUAUUUCUUGUUCUUCUGAAUUUUCACACACAGCUGGUCUUUGUGUUGAUGAUUCUCAUAAAUAAGGUGUUUGCAAUCAUUCAUUAUAAAUGGCUCAAAAGAGACAAGAACACAUUUAUCUGUCGAGGAAAUAAGAAGUUAUGUCUUUCCAGAACAUCAUGUUGCACCCAAAGCUUUUACAAUCUUCUCACACACACACACACACACACACACAGCUUCUGUUAUGGCAGGAGACAAAAAGCAGCUGGGUCUUAGCAGUUCAAUCAUCUCUAGAAAAUUGAUCAAACCUCUCACAGUGAAGUGUUGCUCCUAAUGACAGAAUCCCAAGAAACUGCUCAGAAUCGUGACAUUUUCUAAGAAUUUCCUCCUUAACACUUGAGACCACAUCGUCCUCAAGAUGAAAGUCUUUCAUAAAACAUCUGAGCUCUUAAGAGAGCCCUUAAGGUGAAAUCUGUCAGGAGCACUGUGGAGGACUUCAAAAGGCCACGAGUUUGUCAAGCAGAGGAAGAGGUGAACUCAAAAACCACAGUGAAUGAAUGACAGUGAGUUAAUUAAAUACCAUAGACGAGAUGGUGCAGUGAUCAUCAGCCAGCACGACAACACACUAUAACCAGAAAUGACAGCGAGUGCAACAGUAAGAUUUAUUGCAACAGGAAAGAUGCAAAAGUUUAACUUGCAAUUUGUUCUUGUGGCAGGUGAGCCUUGAGUUUAAAAACUUAGAUAUAGAGGUCACCUUUUUUCUUUUUUUAUAAACUUAUGUACAAAUAAAUAUAAGAAGCUUCCAUAUAAGGUGAAGGGCAAAAUAAGAGCAAGACCUGUCAUUAUAGUUUCAUCCAUUUAUUCUGAUUGGUCGGACAAAGUCUGGCCUUGUAGGUUUAAAAUAUUGACAGAUCUGUGCCCAUUAUCUUGUCUUUGUUGUCUUCUUACUCUUUUUGUGGUUCAACCAAUCACAGCUUUUAAAAGAAUGUGUUACAUGCCUUCUCACUAAGAUAAGUUUAUUUGACAGGGACCACACAGAAUCGGACUGCUGAGUGAGAUUUAACUAUAAAACUAAUGCAGGAAAUUGUAAAAACAUACAAUACAAUAAAAAAACAUCAUUCAUGCAACUGAAAACAAAGUAAACUGAAAUAUCCUGUUUCAGUCACUGAUCACAUGAUUGGCUUUCCUUGAAUCAUGAUGUGAGUUUUGGUUCAGAGUAUGAUAUUGAUCAGAAGUGGUCUGCAGCUUUAACUAAACUUACAGACUGUCUGACAGCAGUUUACCUCAACGGUUACCUCUUGCAGUUGCUAUGGUUACCCCAAUAUUGUUCCUGCAUAGAGAUACACUUGACUUUUUCAUUAUUUCACAGUGAUGGCAUCUCCAUCAAGAGUCUUCACAGAUUGUUUGUAGAUAGUCCCUAAUGGUUCCUAAUGUGUGGUCCCCUCUGCCCGGGUCCAGCUUCCUGUUCCUAAAUCCCUCCUAGUCCUGGAAGUCUCACUCAAAGUUGUAAACAGUAUUAGGAGCUCUCUGUUUUUGUUUGCUUUUCUUCCCACAUGAUUAACUUUUUGUUUUUUUAUAUCCAGUUGGAGAUCCAGUGAGUCGUUGGUGGGCUUUGGUCUUGAAGGCCGUCGUUCAUUGGCUGCAGGGCAAUGAUGUCACGGUGAAGUCACUGUUGGCAGAAGCAGAGCGGAUGCCAAGAGCUUUACACACUAUUGAGUAAGUGAAGAGCAGCUUGUUUCUUUCAUCUCAAACAUCCCAGAAUACUCCCCCCACUCCAGGAUCGAGAAACUAAAACAAACAGUAGAUGGUAGUUCCUGGUAACAAAGAUAGUUAAUAUUUCAUUCCUGUGUAAUAAAAGUAGCUGUGCCCGUCCUAACUGUGUCUCCCCCUCCUCUUUGUUUCAGCCAUCCUCUGCCCAAAGCGGUGCUGCUGCUCUGUAAGGCCGUUCAAAUGAGUCUCUCCCCUCUGAAGGGUGAGGGGGCUGUAGCCUGCCUCUCUGCCUGCGACAGAGCCAGCAGCUACCUGCGCUCCAGCAUAUCAGUGCCCCUCGCCCCCUCUGGGAACAUGCUGAACAAGGUAGAUUACCCAGAAUCCAUCACAAAACUACAGACACUUGCUCAAAAUCCUCUUGCAGAUCUGCUCUGUGGUUAAUAUGCUUUGAAAAUGAUCAUGUUUUGCACUUUCAAAAUCAAAAUCAGCCUUGAUCCAAUGUGUAUUCAGGGAGUUAUUGUAGCAACACACACACUGUGAAUGCUCAGUCGGGGUCAGGGCGAGCUGUGGCGGGGCUGCGUGUUUGUGUGUGUGUGUGUGAGCGCUGUGUAGGUGGCAGGAGGUGGCUGUGGUGCAUUGUAGUUGCAUUGCAUGAUCCUGAAGCCGACUGCAAUGUGUCUGCAGUGCAUUACAGACGCCUUCCCGAUCUGCACGCACCUGCUACACACUCAAGCCUGCUGACGCUAGAAAGCACUGAUUUUCCUGUUAUUGAUUUUAAUUUUCCACGUGCAUGUUGGCUGAUUUGGAUGUGAUGAUUGGUUUUUGUUAGCUUGUAGAGGUGUUAAUAGCAUUUUUUAAUCACAACUUAACUCUCAAAUUGAUCUUCAAAAAUAAAAAUCAGCCACAGCUUUUGAUAAAAAGCAGUUUUUGUCUCUUUCACACAAAACUAAACUUCAGUUUUUUCUUCUUUCCCUUCAAAGGGGGUGGAGCUCCUGCUCUGUGACCUUCUCCUGACCUUGAGGACCAGUUUGUGGCAGCGUGGAAGCAGCAGUAAUGGAGAACCAGGCCCAGCUCCUGGAUCUCAGUUGGCUGGUUUUCAGAGAGACCUCAGCGCCCUACGAAAGCUCACGCAGUGUUACAGACAGGCGCAACACAAGGUACAUGUAUACUUAUGCCAUAUCAUCAGGGGUGAGAUCUGUUUUUGGUCUAUUUUACACAUGAGAGAGAAACAACAUUAAGGCAGAAAAAGCCGGUUGUUUCUUUAAGUGUCAGAAACACUUAGAAGAGAAGCGCAAGUGCAAAAUGUUUUCUGCAGGAGCAGCAGCACCAGCAAAUUGUUUCUGCAUAUUUGGCACGUUUCAUUUUAUGACAUCCAACAAGCAGAAGCACAACAAGACCCUGCUGGUUUGAAACGACUGCCAGGGAUUUAUCAGUCUGACCUUGACCACAUUUCUUGGCUGGCUUCAUGGCAAGAUUAAUCAGGAGUAGGUUUGUGUUUUGAUUUUUAUGUUGCUUAUUAAGCCCUUAAAAAUUUCAAAAAUAUUGAGCGGUGCCAAAAACAAGCUGUUGGAGCCCAAACCUGUUUUAUUUGAUGACUUCCAGUCAGGGGUGUGUGAUCGGAUCAUUUAAAAUCCUGAAGGAUUAGAACAUGCCCACAAUGUAGUGUUGCCACAUCCUCGUCUCAUCUGUUGGGGUGGUAUGCAGUGAUUCAUGUUGUCAUUGUUUAUAAUGCACAGACCAAGCCCUCUGAUGCAGACAUGGAGUAAAAAGACGACACUGCAGCGCUAAGUUGCACACACUGAUUAGCAGCACAGACACUCCAGAAGUGGAUAGACCGCUGAGAAGCACUCGUCCCAAAUUUAAAAGUUUUCUCAAUAAGUACAGUAAUCCAAAAUGUGGAUUUACGAUGAAGUACAGCACAGUUUGCUUUAAAAUAAGUUUUUUUUAAAUCAUAAUUAAGGAGAAAAGUUUUAUAAAGUGGUGCUGCUGGACACAUCCAAGAUGCAAAGAGUUCCAGAAUGAUAUGAGCAACUAGGUGUUUGAUAGCAAUAUGCGACUUGGGCGGAUUUUCAGAUGUGCAAAGCUGCUUCUUAUGUGUCGGCACCGUAAUACAACACUUCAUUUCAGAAGUUUUCCUGUUUGAUUUUAGUGUUUUUUUACAACCAGUGUGGAGACUAAUAGUGGGCUAACAGACUCCCUCGCUCUGUGACAGAUUACACACACCCAGCACACUGCAAAGAUGGCAAACACAAAGACAGUCGAACUUCAAGCCAAAUUGGUUUUAAACUUGAUAAAGAUUUUGUUAAAUUCUGCAAUUUAUCGUAAAUCUCUGUUUAUUCAAACUUGCACUACCUUCCUCCUUUUUGAAUAUCUGAUUAGCUUAUCAUACAAAUGAUGCUGAGAAAGUGACAUUCUUGUCCUGGACAUUUAUUAUUUAAACUAUUAGCUAGAUAAUAAGAAACAUAGUCAUUCUGACACUAAAUCAUGUUAUUCUGCCUUAUCCCCCUUCCAUACUUUCCUCUAAAGCAUGAAAUAAUAGCAGGACAGACAAUAAUUUGGCUAACAGUCCUCCAUAUCGGCAUGUUCGUGAUCAUACUGCGUUUACUGCAUCAGAUUGAAAAUCCAGCUCUCUGGAGCUCUUUGGUUUAGCUCAGCUGGUUAAGCAGGUUCCUACAUGUUGAGAAGCUACAGUCCUCGUUGCACUGGAAGAAUCAGUCCACUGUCCUGACAGGAUUUGGUGUGUGUGUCUCCCUCCUCUUUGUGCCAACAUUUCCUGUCUUUUAAUAGCUGUCUCAUUCGAUAAUAAAACUCAAAAACAUUAAAAAGUGAACUUCUUUCCCACUCACAGCAGCUGCAGAGAUUCCACUGCAGUCUCAAGUGUCAUCAGUCAGACUUGUCAGGUUUACCAGGGUAGAUGUUUCUUUUGCCAGGGGGUCUUUACAACCACGGCUUCCCCAGCAGUCUGUGAUCAUUUGUUAUGUUUUGACUUGUGCAAAACUCUGAAAACCGCAUGAGCUGCAUGAUUGAGCGCAGCUCCGUUUUAAGACCGCAGUCUGAGAAGUACUCAGACAUGAUCCUCUGCAUAAAAGAGUGCACUGAGGGCUCAGUAUUUCAUGCAGAUAUCCUCAGGAGUAAACAGUUUGUUGGGUGAAAUGAUGUGCUUCAGCAUCAAGCAGGGAACCACCUGGGAAUACUUGACGAGAUAAAUCACUGUGGGUGUUUGUGUGUGUGUGUUUGUGUGCUCCUGCAGGUGUUUCUCCACGAGACCACAGUGAGGCUGAUGGCUGGAGCCAGUCCCACAAGGACUCACCAGCUGCUGGAGCACAACCUCCGACGCAGGACACACAGCUCCUACACAGCCGGUAAGAACCCCAUUAUUACAGAGUGAUUCAUGUCUACACCUCUGAGGUAUCAUUGUCACAGAAGCAUAACCGCACACAGGACAUUAGUUCAGGAAGUGUAUGCCUUUGGCAAGAAAUGAUCUGUCUUUAACUUCUGUUUCCUGGAGGACAGAAAGAGGUACGACAUAAAUACAACAACAACUACCAAGAAGUCAGGACACUGCACAGUGUUGAUAAAAACUGAAUUCUGUUGUUUGCAAAUCAUUUAAGCAGAUACAUUAAUACACCUUAAUGCAAAAUAUAUGCACAUUUUAAAUUUGAUAAAAACAACAUGUCUCAAAAAAGAUGGGACUAAAGUAGUGGUUGCCAAGUUUUAUUUUUUUGGCACGCCCCUAAUCCAGAGGAAAUGUUGCUGCUGCAACAGUCACCGGUCGAACUUCUGACCUUGACCCUUUACUGCAUGUCCUCCCCACUCUCAGCUCCCCACAUUUCCUCUCUCACUUCUCUGCUUUCUUUUUAUUAAGGCAAAAAUGCCUAAAAAUAUAACUGAAGAAGAAGAAAUUCAGACAGGGCCCAAAAAAAAGAUAAAGUUGUGUAAGGCUAAAAAUAAAAUAAACCCCACUCCAAACAGAUCCUCAUCAGGAGCUGCCUCUAAAAACAGAUGUGACUCUGUAGUGGGAGUUACUGCAUCGGCUGAAUAUCUCUUCCAAAGACCACAGUUCAUCUCUGCAUCCAUAAAUUCAGAUUAAAACUGUGCCAUGCAAUAAAGAAACCAUAAAUAUAAAUGUGAUUAAGAAACACCAGUAACUUCUCCGGGCCAAAUUUGACAUUCUUUUUGGAGAUCAUGGACUCUACACCCUCCACUCUGAAAAGGAGAAGACACACCUGGCACACAGCUCAAAAGUCAGUGAACCUGAUGAUAUAGGGAUCAUUAUGACCACCAUCAUUAUAUGACCACCUCAUAUAUUUCAAUGAGACGACGCCAAACCACAUUCUGCUCAUAUUACAACAUCAUGGCUCCAUAGUAGAAGAGUCCAGGUGCUAAACUGGACUGCCACUGGUCCUGAUUGUCACUUAUUUAAAAUAUUUGACUAAUAAUGACACAAAAAUAUCAAUACACAAAUGCUGUAGAGCUGCUAAAAUCCUACAUUAGACAUUUACUUUCAAGACUCCAUAAACUGAUCCCCCUGAUUCCCAGAUGUUUGCAGUGUUGUUAAAGGAGGUCUUUUGGCAUCAAAUAAUCACAUAACAGAUGAUGCAUGAAUACUUUAUUUAAAACCAGAACCACAAACUUUAGAAACCUUUUGCGUUAAAAUGAUAGCUAAAAUAUCACCUUUUAAACAUCGUAUAAUCUGUGCUGCUUUCUUUGUCUGUCAGAAGGCGAGUGUGUCCUGGGUGAGAGGGAGAGGGCCCAUGCCAUCCUGCUGGCCUGUCGUCACCUGCCCAUGCCUCUGCUGACCCCACCAGGACACCGUGCCCGCCUGCUGGCCGAGGCCAAACGCACCCUGGAGCGUGUGGGAGACAGGCGCUCCCUGCAGGACUGUCAGCAGAUCCUGCUGCGCCUCAGCGGUGGGACAACCAUCGCUGCCUCCUGAACUUACGCACACACCCUCAACGAGGUUUCUGACAUCAUAAGGAAACAAUGAACUCCUACUACCAUCCGUAAAUAGAUCAUCCACAAAAACACACAGCCACCUAACUGUGUAAUUAUCCUUUCUUCACAGCUUCAAUUUGAUCAAGAGCCUUGAAUCAUAUGACUCUUCUUCAUAUUUCCACAUGCUUUAGCCCAUGGGUUACCUGGUAACUCCACACCCCAGCAGAAACUCGGGACAGCUGCAUGUCUGCUCACACUGAUAGCUGCAGCUCAAACAUGCCACCUUCUGGCCAUCGAUGGAACCAUUCUGGCUUAUUUUUAAACAGUUACACGCAACAAGGAAAAUCAGGGAAAAGGGACCAUUAUAUUUUAGCUGUUUAAUUUAAUGUGAUGCAGCAGUGCAUUGAUUUACUGUAGGAAGCAGAUCUACAAUCAUUACCGACACACAGCAAUGUGAGCGCCUCACUUAAAGGCUUCAGGAUAGACAGCUGAGGUCUGUGAGGCACAGCUGUGCUGUAGGAUGCAGACAGACAGACGAGCUUGCUUUUAACAAACAGUGCUGAGUAGUGUCUCUUUUAUCUACCUCAUCCACAGGACAAUGCUGAAAUUGUGCCGUGGAGAAAACAUAUAUUACUAAAGCCACCCCAUCAGUCAUCGGGAAAUUGAAUCGAGAGACAAUUUGAAGUGACGCUUCAAUCCAGAGCAACAUCAAUACAGUGAGAUGGCGCUGAGUUGCUUUAUUUAGACUUCAGGAUGCUGCAGGAAGGAUAUUUUUAAGUCGCUUUUGCAGAGGAGUGACAGACAGCUACUGCUAACACACACUCAGAAGCCUCUUUUAUGCAUGCACGCUGAAGGUUUCUGAAAACUUCCUUGAAUUUCAGGCUUGGCUGCAAACAGGUGAACGUAAACAGCUUAAUUUCCACCCUCAAGUAUAACUAGACUUUUGCCUGCCAGCACCGGUGGUAAAUUUCUGCAAGAAGUGGUGUCAGAACACAGCGGGUAAAAGUCAGGAAAAUACACCACGGGGUGGGGUGACAACGCUUGAACACGCACAGCCAGCACACGUCACAGCUGACUCAUAUUCUUCUGCUCCCCGGUAUGCUGACUCAACCUAACUUUGAGUCAGUGUAACUGGGGCAAAGCCUGUACAUGCCACAAUAUCCUAAACCCGGGAUGCUCAAGUUCAUGUAAACACACUCCGAGUUUACAUUGUUUUACUGCUAUAUCAGUGCUGCAAGUAAAACUUUUGAUUGACUGUAUCAACAAACAAGUGGUAAUGCAGAGCAGAAAUGACGAGCAGUAAGCAGCUUCAUUACUACUUGCAUGAUGUUCAUGUCACUUGAGGUGAAUUUUACAUGCUGCGUUAACCCCCCUCUCUCUCAGACCUCUUGCAGGAUUUUUACCAGGGGGCUGGAAGGACUAAGUCUGGGUCAGAGCACAGGUUUGGCUCAAUUAGUAGAACAGGCUCCCCGUGUACAGAGGCUGCCGUUUGUGUUCACACUUGGUGCUCAAGGUGAAAAUUUCCAGUUUUCAGGAGUUUUGUGCAUGUGUGAAAAGGCUGAAAGAGGAAAAUGUUAGAAUUUUAGAAAUCUUUAAAAAAAAAAAUUUAAAUGAGAAACAGCUGAUCAUGAACGUAAGAGUUUUUAAUACCUACCUACCAACACAUGCACACGUUGUUAAAUUUUAGAGUAAUUACAUUCAAGCUUGUAAUGUAAUUGUAAAUAGUUUGUAAAUAGGCAGAUUAGCAGAGGUAGAAAGGAAGUCUUUUUCCCUCUGCAUGAGAGGAGAAUGAAGCAAAACAUGUCAAAGUUAGUGCUUAAUAUUAAUGUUCAAUCUCUGAGCAAAAGAGCAAGUCAGAGUUCUCAAUUUUAAAGUGAAUUUACCACCAAAAUGAUGUGUAUUUUUAACCCUCGAACACCUAUAGUGGCUUUGCAAUGUGUUUUUAAAAAGUUACAAAUCAAAAUAUCAGUUGUGGUCUGAUCAAUUUGAUAAUUUCACUGCAGGUAAAAAUCGAAGAAUUCAUAAAAAUUGUCCGUUGUUGUUUGCCAUUAUCAAGCAAACAGGCAGUGAGUGUCUGAAUGCUUUCAGCAGCAUAUCCCACUGAGGUUUAUCUUAGUAAAGACAGAAUAACAUGAGGAGUGGUAUGUUUUCUAGGAAGAAAGUCCCACUUAUGAUGUAAAGCACGCAAACAUGGCCUUCAUAUAUAAAAAAAGAAGAAAAAAAACUGUCACAGUCUCAGAGUGAUUGCGAGAUCUUUGUCUGAUUGGCUUUUUAUUUCUAAUUGUUUACAACAAUUCAAGCAUUCCUGUUUUACUGUGCGCUGGUUUUCUUAUUUAAUGGUUGUGUAAUGUAAUAUUAAUAUAAAUGCAUUUUUGUGUUUUGGAGGUGGGGGCCAGUUUUGCAGAAUUGACGUUGUUUAUGCUUUAUAUGUAUAAGAAGCAGCCUUGGGUAAGAGGCUGGCAGAUGAUAAAUCUUAAUAGAAGGAUGUUGUUUUUUUUACUGAAGAAGUAAAGUCUGCUUUUAAACAAUUGGCUUAAUGUUUUAGAAUCACUUUUUUUUGGGUACACGCUGUUAUUUCUUUGCUUUGUUAAAAACAUAGAAGCAGACACACAAGAAUGCUGUUAGAAAUAACAAGAACUCUGUCCUCCAGGUCAACCUAAGGUGUAAAUUAGCAACCGAAGAAAUCAGUUCAGAUUAUUUUUUGGCUGAUUAAGUGUGUAGAGUAGAAAACGUUGCUCUACCGUUGGUCAGCAGGCUGGAGUUUUUGCUCCUAGUAGAAUAAUGUUACAUUACAGACUGUUCUUAUGUCUUAUCCCAUUCUGUGUUUUUUUUUGUCUGCAUUUCUGUGUACGUUUUGAUGUUUGUUUUUAUAAUAAAACAACAUAUGACAGUG